Messenger RNA from Sclerotinia trifoliorum, 2111 nucleotides. Lineage: Eukaryota; Fungi; Ascomycota; Leotiomycetes; Helotiales; Sclerotiniaceae. The record is from the annotation of a GenBank genome assembly.
UAAAACCCCCUAUUUUGCUAGUUGUUGCCGAUAACACUCCUUUUCUGAAGAUUCCGUAUCAUGGUCUUUAGAUGUUUGGUUUUAUUUUAUCAUUUGGACUUGCAUGGUUGAAUAUUGAAGGAACAAGAUAUGGAGGAUCAGGAAUCUUUAUUGGGUGACCGUCGACCUUACUCGAAUGGAAGGUUGAGAAAUGGUAUUGCAAACGCCUACCAAUACGCUUAUCCAAAUACAAGACGAACAGGAUUCUGGAGGAUAUCUUUCAUUGUGUAAGUGGGAUUUAUCCUUUUUUAUUUAAAGUACAAAAUGUCCUCUCGUUAGAUACUUGUACUUGAUUGUACUUGAUUGUACUUCUCCAUAUUCUAGUUUUAAGCUUAUCAAGUAACCAACAAAUUAUAGCCCUUGCUUAUUUUUAGCUACACUCUUUUUAACUCCAUUCUAUAUGAUGAAUAAUAAAGUACAACCAAAGGUUAGACAUAUGGAGUUUAGAAAUGUCGUAGGAUACUUCCUACAAGAUGAUCAGAAUACUGAUUCGGAAACCUUUAACUACACGGUGAGUAUCUACAAUCAUAAUGCUGGAUAGCAUACUGACAUAACUUUAGGCGAUGAACUUCGGAUUGAAGGAUCGUGUGUAUGAUACUGAUGCAGAAUUUGACCCAGAGAGGCAGAAGACUCAAUGGGAAAGAUUUGAAAAUCAUAUUGUGAAGCUCAACAAUCAAACUCCUGCCAACGUUCAGUACAAGGUUCUUUACUGUAUGUAUUCGUAAUUACAUCCAUCACAUGAUAUACAACUGACUUUUGGAAGUGGGGCGUCAUGGGGAAGGCUAUCACAAUAUAAAGGAAACUGAAGUGGGAAAAGAAGCAUGGGAUGUAUGUUUUAUCUGAUUUAUAGAGGUAUCUAAUUCUCACUAACUCCAAUAGUGCUACUGGUCUCAUUUGGAUGGAGAUGCCAACUCGACCUGGGCGGACUCUAACCUUGCUCCUACUGGUGUUGCCCAAGCUCUUGUUGCCAACGACUUUUGGCAAACUCUCAUCACCACUCAAAAGAUAUCUCCACCACAAUCUUACUACGUUUCUCCCUUGACUCGUUGUCUGGAGACUUGUUCCCUCACAUUCAGCAACGUAACACUUCCUCCCUCAUCACCUCCAUUCAUACCCAUCAUCAAAGAACUCCUCCGUGAAGGAAUAUCCUCCCACACUUGCGAUAGACGUCGCUCAAGAACCUACAUCCAAGCUCUAGCACCCACCUGGCAAUUUGAAUCCAAAUUCCCGGAAGAAGAUCCAUACUGGCGUGCCAAUUAUUCCGAAACUCACGACGCAGAAAAUCGACGAUUCAAAGCCCUCCUCGAUGAUAUUUUCACGAAUGAUAACAAUACCUUCAUUUCACUUAGUUCCCAUUCCGGAGCUAUCAACACUAUCUUACGGGUAAUCGGCCAUCGAACCUUUUCCUUGAAGACUGGAGCUGUAAUUCCCGUCUUACUUAAAGGACAAAGUGUAUUAAGAGAAGAUCCAAAUCCAAUCUACAAAGGUCCAGUCUAUGCAAAAGAUCCAAAAAUAUGCUCAGCACCUCCAUCUCCAUCCGAUACUCCAAAGCCAGUAAAUGAUAUUGGUUUACAAAAACCCGGCGAGGAUAUUCCUCCUUCACAGCCUCCAGCUCCAGAACCCGCCGAGCCGCUCACACCGGCUGAACCAAAUCCUCCAAUCGACCAAAUCCCACCUACAGAGCCCAUAGAUCCAGCACCCAUAGAAGCGAAUCCUCAUCCUACCGAACAAACCCCUCCACAAAAUAUAGAGGAAAAUCCUCCUCCAAUCGAAGCAAAUCCAUCCACAGAUAUAGGUGCAAAUCCACCCACCGAUUCGAUUCCACCUCCACCAGCAAACCAAGAUUCAAACGCACCACCACCAUCCGAGCACUCAACCGACGUCUAAAUUCAGUACGCAACUCCCUUUAAACAAGACCAUCAAGACCAUCAAGACCAUCAAAACAAACAAACGAACAAACAUAUCUAAUCCCCAGAUCGCAUGCAUGCUAUACCACCUGUCGAACCAACAAAUCAACAAACCAAUAACCCCUUGGGUAUCCCAAAAGAAAUAAACAAUAGAAAUAGAAGUAG